Molecule: messenger RNA, 1872 nt
Organism: Vicia villosa (hairy vetch)
Lineage: Eukaryota; Viridiplantae; Streptophyta; Magnoliopsida; Fabales; Fabaceae
Exons: 3
Coding region: 1-1872 (623 amino acids)
Source: RefSeq, a predicted model, not a curated record
AUGACGGAUUGGAAUCUAAUGGAAGAAAAAUUUUUAGAAAGAUAUUUUCCUCAAUCCCGAUUCAUGGAAGCCAAAACGGCAAUCUUGGUGUUCAACCAAGGAAGCAACAAAUCUCUUAAUGAAGUGUGGGAAAGAUUCAAAUCCAUGCUUAGAAAAUGCAAGGGUCGUGGUUUUGAUGCGCUCACACAAAUUCACAUCUUCCGCAAUGGGCUUCAACUGGUGCACAAGACACUUUUGGAUGCUACCGCGGGUGGAUCUUUAAUGUCAAAAAGCACGGAGGAUGCAAUAAUGAUAAUUGAUCGUAUGGCACUCAAUGAUAUCCAAACUCAACAUGAUAGGAGUCCAUCACAAAGAAAGCCGGGUGUUCUUGAAUUAAACACCAAUGAUGCCAUCCUUGCUCAAAACAAGAUUCUCUCUCAACAAGUUGAGUUACUCACCAAGCAAAUGUCGAAGCUCCAACAUCAAAUGAAGGAAAUUCAUGGGAUGCAAAUGACGUCUCACGUAGCAAGUUGUGAACUUUGUCAAGGCUAUCAAAGGCAACCUCCACCUUACAACAAUCCUUACCAAAGAAACAACCAAGGAUUCCAACCUUCAAGAUUCAGCAAUCAACACUAUCAACAUCAAAGUCCUUAUCAAAGUUCAAACCCACAAGGCCAAGGUCUACAAUCUCAAGGUGGAAGCUCAAAGUUGGAAGACACUCUUACACAAUUCAUGCAAGCAUCCGUGGCUAAUCAAAGGAGUAAUGAAGCGGCCAUAAAGAAUUUAGAAAAUCAAGUGGGUCAACUUGCAAAGCAACAACCGGGAGCACCCUUUUCCGCCAACACCCAAACCAAUCCAAAGGAGCAUUGCAAAGCCAUUGUUACAAGAAGUGGGAAGGAGGUGAAUAGUGGCGUAAAUGAAGAGGUUAUAGUGGAAGAUGAGGAGGAAAUAAUAGUUGAAGAUGAAGAGGAGGAAGUGACAGUUGAAAAUGAGGGAGAAAAGAGUGAGGAGAAGAUAGAGGAAGAAUUAGUUGAAAAAGUGCGGAAAGAAAAAGAAGAAAGAGAGAAAAAUGACAAAAAAGUGAAGAGGAAUAAAAAGAGAAAUGAGAAUGUGAGCACAAUUCCUCUCCAACAUCUACCUUACCCGCAUGUGCAUUCAAGGAAGGAAGACGCAAGGCGCUACGCUCGAUUUAUGGAUAUAUUUAAACAACUUCACAUAAAUAUUCCAUUUUCCGAAGUAUUGGAGAAAAUGCCCAAAAAGGAAGCCGAUCCGGGACGAGUCAUUUUACCGAUCACCAUUGAAGGUAACUACAUUAGUAAUGGUUUGGUUGAUUUGGGGUCUAGCAUCAAUUUAAUACCUUUAUCCGUUGUCAAGAGAUUGGGGAACAUUGAGAUGAAACACACCGGGAUAACUUUGCAACUAGCCGAUAAGUCUAUCAUUUCACCAUAUGGAGUUGUACAAGACAUGCUGGUAAAAGUGGACAAAUUUUUGUUCCCGGUUGAUUUUGUGGUAGUCGACAUGGAGGAGGAUCGUGAUGUGCCAUUAAUACUUGGAAGACCAUUCAUGAAGACCACCCGAAUGAUGAUUGAUAUCGAUGAUGGGAUUAUGAAAGUAAGGGUGCAAGAUAAAGAGGUAAUUUUUACUCUUUUUGAGUCUAUGAAGCCUCCUAAGGAUGAACAUGACAACUUCCGAAUCGAUGAUGAAAAAGGAGAAAUCAUUGAGGUGGAGAAUCAAUUUCACAAGGACAAGGACAAGGCAAAUCAUGAGGGAAAGACUCAUCACAAAAACUUUAAAGUUGGACAAAUGGUGCUUGUGUGCAAUUCAAGACUCAAGGUGUUUCCUAGCAAGUUAAAGUCAAAGUGGUCGGGGCCAUUUGUUGUGAAAGAGGUGUGA